Synchiropus splendidus (mandarinfish) is the source of this 4295-nucleotide messenger RNA. It is a transcript of the gene lpar1, whose product is annotated as lysophosphatidic acid receptor 1. NCBI's taxonomy places the organism in Eukaryota, Metazoa, Chordata, Actinopteri, Syngnathiformes, Callionymidae. Gene Ontology annotation, biological process: neurogenesis; phospholipase C-activating G protein-coupled receptor signaling pathway. Gene Ontology annotation, molecular function: lysophosphatidic acid receptor activity. The transcript has 3 exons. Bases 350 to 1405 code for a protein of 351 amino acids. The record is from RefSeq and is a predicted model, not a curated record. Gene Ontology annotation, cellular component: membrane.
GCUCGGUGCGCCAGCGCCAACAGACACGGACGCUCGCAGCAUCAAGACUUUGACAAACGGCCAGUGAAACACACAGACGGAGGAGGGAAACUAACACUCUCACAAAAACAACCCUAUCGCUUUGCGUUGGAUAUAAAAUGAAAGGCUUACCUGGCUGCAUUUUGGAUUUGGAGUCUUCCAUCAUCACAGCGCUGCUGCUUUGACACCGGAGGUGCAGUUCCAAGGAUUUCUUUGGCAGAAAAGUUUCCAUCGGACGCGCGGGGUGACCAGAGGAGCAGCCAGGGAGGAUAAACAAACCCCAUCUCUCAGCUCGGAUCGGCAUAAGAGUGCGCUGAGUCCCUCGGCCACUAUGGAUGAGGAACAGUGCUACUACAAUGAGACCAUUGCCUUCUUCUACAACCGCAGUGGCAAGUACCUGGCCACCGACUGGAACACCGUCAGCAGGCUGGUCAUGGGCCUCGGCAUCACCGUGUGCAUCUUCAUCAUGCUGGCCAACCUCCUGGUGAUGAUUGCCAUCUAUGUCAAUCGGAGGUUCCACUUCCCCAUCUACUACCUGAUGGCUAACCUGGCAGCUGCUGACUUUUUUGCGGGACUGGCCUACUUCUACUUGAUGUUCAACACGGGGCCCAACACGCGGCGCUUGACCGUUUCCACCUGGCUGUUACGCCAGGGUUUGAUCGACACAAGCCUGACAGCGUCCGUGGCCAACCUGCUGGCCAUCGCCAUUGAGCGCCACAUCACCGUAUUCCGCAUGCAGCUGCACACUCGCAUGAGCAAUCGGCGAGUGGUGGUGGUGAUUGUCAUCAUCUGGACUAUGUCGAUUGUCAUGGGGGCAAUUCCCAGUGUUGGCUGGAACUGUAUCUGCAGCAUUGAGACGUGUUCCAACAUGGCGCCGCUGUACAGCAACUCCUACCUGAUCUUUUGGGCCGUUUUCAACCUUGUGACCUUUGUCGUCAUGGUGACGCUGUACGCUCACAUAUUCGUUUAUGUGCGCCAAAGGACCAUGAGAAUGUCCAGACAUAGCUCUGGACCGCGACGGAACCGGGAUACCAUGAUGUCUCUGCUCAAAACUGUUGCAAUUGUUCUAGGCGCCUUCAUCAUCUGCUGGACCCCUGGCCUCGUCAUUCUGCUCCUGGAUGUCUUCUGCGCUAGCUGCAACGUCCUCACCUACGAGAAGUUCUUCCUGCUGCUUGCUGAGUUCAACUCAGCCAUGAACCCUAUCAUCUACUCCUACCGUGACAAAGAGAUGAGCGCCACCUUCAGGCAGAUCCUGUGCUGCCAGCGACAGGAGAACGUCAACGGGACGGUGGCGGAGGGUUCUGACCGGUCUGCGUCGUCCAUCAACCACACGGUGCUGAGCGGCGGUGGGCACCAGCAUCACAACAAUGAACAUUCAGUCGUUUAACAGACUGUCGGGGGAACCGAUUUUAAUCUUGAAGUAGUUGUACUUUCUUUUUAAAUACUGAAACUGACACAUGAAGAUGAUGUCCGGGACAUUACCUCGGUUUCCCAAAUGAAGAGUUUGAGAAUGAGGAGCCAAUCCAUUUAUGAAGGAAUAGUUUGCUUGCAGUAUUCAUAGAUGUUAUUAUUUUUUAUCUGUGUUCUCAUGGUAACAUUGGUAUGAACUAUUUAAAUGUGUGAAAAAAAAGGAAAUGCCAGUAUCUUUAGAGUCCAUGUGAAUAUACUAUUGGUUUCUUCCGAAAGCUAACGUCAGAAUCUAAUGUUCUCGGAUCAGCAUCUUUUCUUGGCCCGUAUUGAAGCCCUAUUCUUUUUGCUGGGAAGAAAAACAUCCACACCAUCAUGUCAGAAGGUUGCAAUAACACACACCAUGCCCCAUCGCUGACCUCUAAUCCUGGACACUGUGUCAGUGAGCAUUGAGCAACUCCAACUUUCAGCGUCAUUAUAUAAAACAUAUGUGCGAUUUUGCUACAUAUAUAGUGCUUUCAAGUUUAAUUCUGCACUUAUUGCUCCACCAGAAAAAUGUGUUCAAUACAGUUGGAGCAAAGAAAAACACAUGUAAAUAUAAAUUAUGCUGCAGAGCUGAACAGUAUUAAAAUGAGAAAAAAAAAACUACUUAUGCUGUAAUUGGCGAGAGUAAAGCAAUUCACUCGUCAUUGUCAAUUUAAAGCAAGUAAAUAAAUAAAUAUACGUUUUUUUGCAUCUCUGAAAAAGUCGACUGAAAAACCGUGAAUUAAUUCCGACAUCUUGGUCCAAAUAUGCUUCAGUUACCCUAUUAUGAUGACAAGUUGUUCCAGAGAUAAAAACCAAAAAUGGGAGGACGCUUGUUGUUUCAGAGAGAAAAGGUCAAGGUCAGUCCUGUGUACGCCAAAACAAGAACGUUCUGUUCAUCUGAGACGAUAACACCCACACUUUUAAUAACAGUCUGUGUCAUACAUUCUUUGCUCUCUGUCUACUCAAACUGUCACGUCUUCUAUCCAAGGAAGACCAGCUGCUUUGUCGCGGAGGCAACAGUCUCACAACUCCUUAACGCCAUUCCUGCUUCCCAAAAACCAGCCUGGCGAUGUAAUUCCUUCCAUCUGGUCCUUAUCUUCUCUGUGAUCCACUCACAGCUGGAUAACCUUUGAAGGAAGGCCACCAGAUUAGAAUCUUGCCUGGCUACUGGAUUUCUCCGCAUGUUGGCAUUUUCUGCCAGUGCGUAGUAGGUGAAACGUCACACCACGAUGCAUGAUUUAGACACUCUGCUAGCGGUGACAUGGCUUUUUCAUUCAGCAUUUCUGACUGGCUGAACUCUUCUAGACUUAGAGAUGAAGCGGCCCAAUUGUUCCCAACUUCCCACGGUUCCUCCGUGAAAGACCUGUGAAAGGUCCGUGACUGGUUCGUGCCCUGAGCAGCCGGAGCUGCAAUGUCUUGUAUAUCCACGGGGAGGCGCAUGGAUACAUUUGGCCCUCAGCGAUUUCAAUAGUGGGAUUGUACCUUUCUACAUAAUGUGUCUUAAUGUUAAUGUUAAUGUGUAUCUGUGCUAAGGACUCAAACGUAGGCGACUGACUAGACUUUAUUUUUCUUGGUGAAGACACUCCCAUCACUUGUCUACAAGGCACUAGCACCCCUGAAGCUCUUAUCGCAGUGAAGGUUAGAGUCACACAGCUAAUCCAGACAGGACCUCAGUUUGUUCCACAGAUGUCAAUGACAGUCAAGUAUGUCGGUCCGAUUGUCUUUAGGGGGAAGCUGCAGGAUAUUUCUCGGAUACAAACUAAUACUGCUUCACACUCACCUCUCUUCGCCUUAGCGGCUGUACAUCUAUCGAUGAAACAAACCUGGUCAUGCUACACAACUAUUCAAGUUCAUCAGGAAGCUCAAAAGCCUGUUACAACACAUACAAAUUCGAGUGUCCAGGUUGCUCCAGAACUCCUCCGAAUUUUUGCACAUUGCAGUGUUACAUUGGAGUGAACGGCAAAGACAGUUGAUGCACUGCAGUAUCUUGGGCCAUUAGCUUUCAUUUGCUUUUUUUUUUGUUUUCAUGUUCUUGAAGUGUUUUGCAUUUUACUGUGCAGGAGACCACAUCUGACCUCCACUGUAACCAUUUACCUAACAAAUCAUGGAUUCAGGUUAAACCUAUAUAACUAACCAACUAAACUGUUUGUGCUUGUUUACCAGUGUGUACCAAUGUAAGUAUAUCUGUACAGUGUGAAUGUAUAUACAUAUAUAUGCAAGGUUAAUCACCAAAGGGACAGUGGUUUGUGUGUAAAUUUAUACUAUCAUAUGUCCAUGUUUGUGUUUUGUCUGACCCUAUUUGGAUUGUAAUAUUUUUGCCUGAUUUACAUGAAGUUUGCAGUGCCUUUCUGUUGUUUCUAACAAUUGUCAUAAGGUCUUUAUUUGGCUUUGAAAGCAUCUAUGUUUUUGUUUUUUUUUUUAAUUUGGUUUUAUAAUAAUAAAUAGUCCCACCUUAUUGUUAUUUGAGUCAGCGUGGAAAUGUUUGUUUUUUCUUCCUUGGGUAGUCAACACGCAUUUUACUUACUUAUUUAUUUUUAUUUUUUGGUUUGAUGCCUCUCUGGCUUCUUAGCUCAACAUCGUCUUAAAAAUAAUAAAAAUAAAAUAACUCUUUCCAUGAUACAGAAACCAAAUGAUUUAAGUUAGCUUCAACUAUUUUGUAUGUUAAAAAAAAGCCAUCCAAAAGUUCUAAUUUCCUGUGACCCACCACCUCUGUCUGGCUGUGUGGCUGUAAUCGGCGCCAUCGAACAAGUCAAAGCAGAAAUCCAGAUCUUCUUAGAUCAAAAAAUAGAUAAUAUUGGUGCGUGAAACUGAAACACAUCAUCAUUCUACUCUUCUCCGAGCGA